Messenger RNA from Sclerotinia sclerotiorum 1980 UF-70, 180 nucleotides. RefSeq lists its product with no specific name. Bases 1 to 180 code for a protein of 59 amino acids. The record is from RefSeq and is a predicted model, not a curated record. Lineage: Eukaryota; Fungi; Ascomycota; Leotiomycetes; Helotiales; Sclerotiniaceae. The transcript has a single exon.
AUGAGAUUGAUGGGUUCUCUACCUCCUACUCCAAGACGAGACGACUUUUUGGGUAUGUUGGGAGUGAGUGAGGGAGUGAGUGAGGGAGUGAGUGAUGGAAAUGGAAAUGGAAAUGGAAUCACGGUCGAUCCUCCAAAUUAUUUACCGUUCUGGUCUGCACUUUUCAUCGCUUGGCCUUGA